GUAAAAACGCGAGAGAUGCUGAUGAUGGUGAUGAUCCUGAUGUAAACAAACACCUGGCCGCCUAUCUCUUCAGUUCAUCUCCACAUUACAGGCUUAUUAGUGCUUCUACAACAGCCUCGUGUGUUUAUAUGGCCACAGCACAGCACACAGCCUCAUGAUCCAGACCUAGCUGGACACAAAUUAAAGAGACGCACAACUUCUAGUGGCACAAAAUCUACAUAAUUAAAAGGACGCCAUGUCGGACAUCCUGGAGGGCAGUAGCGGCGGCGGCGGCGGCCUUGUGUUGCGCAAAGCCAAGGAUGACGACGCAACCUUCAAGAAGCCGGCGAUCCCUCGUGGCUCCCUGCUGGGCCUGGACAAGCUGGCGGCACUGCGGAAGAAGAUGCGGGAGGACAAGGGUGAGGUAUUGGCGGUCCCCCCCAAGCGUCGCCACUCCUCCUCCUCCUCCUCCUCCAGUGACUCAGAGGAGGAGGAGAAGCCUGGCCAGAGGGAGGUGAAGGCCAAGGAGAGGGAGUACCGCAGCCGCUAUGAUGAGACGCCCACGUACACUGGCGGCGUGGACCGUACGGCGUGGGAGAGACUGGCGGAGAAGCAGCGGCGGCAGCGGGAGCGUGGUGUGGCGGCCUCCAGCAAGGACCAGCGGCGGGAGGAUGGCAGGGAUAGGGACAGGGAUCGGGACCGGGACCGCUACCACAGGGACAGAAGGGACCGGGACAGAGAUAGGCCCAGAGAGCGGGGCAGAGACAGGGACAGGGAUAGGCACGGUGACCGUCGUCAUCACCGAGACCAGAAUGAGCGCGGUGACUGGAGUGAGCGGAGUGAACGUGGAGAUCGUAGUGAGCGAAGUGAACGUGGAGAUCGCAGCGAGCGUAGUGAGCGUGGGAGUCGCAGUGAGCGAGGGCGGGAUGACUCAGAGCGGUCAUGGGACUGGUCUGAGCGGUCAGCACGCACACCCCGGUUCUCAGAUGCCCCCGAGACGCCACGCAUCCCCGGCGUGAAGGACACGCCCUCACACUCCCCAUGGGAUGAAGAUGACAACACCCCCUUGAAGAUGUCCUCCUGGGAUCUGCCCACACCCUCCACCCAGCGCCGCCAGAAGGACAGCGACUGGUCCCUGCGCGCGGGGCACCAGAACCAGCGCACGCCCCUGCCCACGCCCUCCUACAAGGACAACGCCUGGAUGGGUGAGGGCGGCCCACGUGGCGGUGGGGAUUUUGAGAAUGAAGAGGACCGGGCACGCUGGGAGGAGGAGGAGCGGCGGCUGGACCGCCAGUGGUACGGGAUGGACCAAGGCUACGAUGACACCAACAACCCCUUCGCUGAUGUGUCUGCCGAGUACGAGCGGAAGAAGGCGGAGAAGGCUGAGAAGAGCAAGCGCAAGAUGAGCGCCAAGCAGCGUCAGGUCCACAAGGACAACGAGCUCUGGGAGACCAACCGCAUGCUGACCAGCGGCGUGGUGCAGAAAGUGGACUACGACGAGGACUUUGAGGAGGAGUUCACCAACCGCGUGCACAUCCUGGUGCACAACAUUGUGCCGCCCUUCCUGGACGGCCGCAUCGUGUUCACCAAGCAGCCCGAGCCCGUGGUGCCCGUGCGGGACUCCACCUCAGACAUGGCACAGGUGGCCCGUAAGGGUUCGGCGGCGGUGCGGGCGCGGCGAGAGCAGCGGGAGCGGCGGCGCGCGGCACGCAAGGAGUGGGAGCUGGCCGGAACACAGCUCGGGAACCUGAUCGGCGUGAAGAAGGAGGACGAGCGGGACGACCGCCGCAUCGAGGAGGGCCAGACGGACUACAAGGCCGACCAGAAGUUUGCGGAGCACAUGAAGGGCACCAGCGAGGCGGCCAGUGAGUUUGCCAAGCGCAAGACUGUGCUGGAGCAGCGCCAGUACCUGCCAGUGUUUGCAGCACGCGAGGAGCUGCUGCGCAUCAUCCGGGAGAACUCUGUGGUGGUGGUGGUGGGUGAGACGGGCAGCGGCAAGACCACGCAGCUCACCCAGUACCUGCACGAGGACGGCUACAGCAGCCGGGGCAUGGUGGGCUGCACCCAGCCUCGCCGCGUGGCCGCCAUGUCCGUGGCCAAGCGCGUCUCAGAUGAGAUGAGUACGCGGCUCGGGGAGGAGGUGGGCUACGCCAUCCGCUUUGAGGACUGCACCAGCGAGCAGACGGUGAUCAAGUACAUGACGGACGGCAUCCUGCUGCGAGAGUCGCUGCGGGAGAGUGACCUGGAGCACUACAGCGCCAUCAUCAUGGACGAGGCCCACGAGCGCUCGCUGAGCACCGACGUCUUGUUUGGGCUGCUGCGGGAGGUGGUGGCGCGCCGUGCCGAUCUCAAGCUAAUUGUCACCUCGGCCACCAUGGACGCCCACAAGUUUUCAGCGUUCUUUGGCGAGGUGCCGGUGUUCAAGAUCCCAGGCCGCACCUUUCCUGUGGAAACCUUCUACUCGCGCCACGUGGUGGAGGACUACGUGGAGGCGGCGGUGAAGCAAGCGCUGCAGAUCCACCUGCAGCACGAGGAGGGCGACAUACUGGUGUUCAUGCCCGGCCAGGAGGACAUCGAGGUGACCUGCGAGCUGCUGGUGGAGAAGCUGGCAGAGAUAGACAAUGCCCCACAGCUGGCAGUGCUGCCCAUCUACUCCCAGCUGCCCUCAGACCUGCAGGCCAAGAUUUUCCAGCGUGCUCCCGACGGCCUCCGGAAGUGUGUGGUGGCCACCAACAUUGCCGAGACCUCCCUCACCGUGGACGGCAUCAAGUACGUGGUUGACUCCGGCUACUGCAAGCUGAAGGUGUUCAACCCACGCGUGGGCAUGGACGGCCUGCAGGUGUACCCGGUGUCCCAGGCCAACGCCAACCAGCGGCUGGGACGUGCCGGCCGCACGGGGCCCGGCAUGUGCUACCGCCUGUACACUGAGCGCCAGUACAAGGACGAGCUGCUGGAGUGCACGGUGCCAGAGAUCCAGCGCACCAACCUUGCCAACGUGGUGCUGCUCCUCAAGUCCCUGGGCGUGGAGGACUUGCUCAAAUUCCACUUCAUGGACCCCCCGCCCCAGGACAACCUGCUCAACUCCCAGUACCAGCUGUGGACGCUGGGCGCGCUGGACAACACGGGGCUGCUCACGACCCUGGGCCGCGGCAUGGUGGAGUUCCCGCUGGACCCGGCGCUGUCCAAGAUGCUGCUGGCCGGUGUGGAGAUGGAGUGCUCCGAGGAAAUCCUGACCAUCGUGUCCAUGCUGUCCGUGCCGGCACUCUUCUACCGCCCCAAGGGUCGCGAGGAAGAGGCCGACGCCAUGCGAGAAAAGUUCCAAGUGCCAGAGUCAGACCACCUCACCUUCCUCAACAUCUACCGGCAGUGGCGGCUCCAGCAGUACUCGUCAGGCUGGUGCAACAAACACUUCCUGCACUUCAAGGCCCUCAAGAAGGUGCGGGAGGUGCGGCAGCAGCUGCACGACAUAAUGGACCAGCAGCGGCUGGUCCUCACCAGCUGCGGCACUGACGAGGACCUGGUGAGGAAGUGCGUGUGCGCCGCCUACUUCCACCAGGCCUGCCGCCUCAAGGGCAUCGGCGAGUACGUCAACCUCCGCACGGGCACGCCCUGCCACCUGCACCCCACCUCUGCGCUGUUUGGCAUGGGCUACACGCCGGACUACAUCGUGUACCACGAGCUGGUCAUGACCAGCAAGGAGUACAUGCAGUGCGUCACGGCCGUGGAGGGCGGCUGGCUGGCUGAGGUGGGCGACAAGUUCUACAGCGUCAACGAGGGCGGCGCCUCGCGCAUGGAGAAGCGGCGCCAGGCCCUGGCACACAAGGCGGCCAUGGAGGCGGAGAUGGACCGCGCCCAGGACACCCUCAAGGCGCGUGCCGAGGAGCGCAAGCGGCAGCAGGAGUCAGCAAAACGGCAGCAGGUGUAUGACAUGGGCACGCCGCGCCGCCAGCCGUCCUCCGCGCGCUUCGGUAUAUAAGGGGGUCCCUGGGGGGGGGACUAUACAUAAUUACUAUAUAAUAGCCGUCUCUCCUCUAGUAGGUAAGAAAUGCUAUGAGUACAUUCAGAUUGACUACUUUAUAUUUGUACAAAAAUAAAUUUAAUGGUUAAAA
Eriocheir sinensis (Chinese mitten crab) is the source of this 4088-nucleotide messenger RNA. RefSeq names its product pre-mRNA-splicing factor ATP-dependent RNA helicase PRP16-like. NCBI's taxonomy places the organism in Eukaryota, Metazoa, Arthropoda, Malacostraca, Decapoda, Varunidae. Gene Ontology annotation, biological process: mRNA splicing, via spliceosome. The coding region runs from base 236 to 3955 and encodes 1239 amino acids. The transcript is spliced from 3 exons. Gene Ontology annotation, molecular function: ATP binding; RNA binding. Gene Ontology annotation, cellular component: intracellular anatomical structure; spliceosomal complex. The record is from RefSeq and is a predicted model, not a curated record.